Molecule: messenger RNA, 1202 nt
Organism: Annulohypoxylon maeteangense
Lineage: Eukaryota; Fungi; Ascomycota; Sordariomycetes; Xylariales; Hypoxylaceae
Exons: 3
Coding region: 1-1110 (369 amino acids)
Source: RefSeq, a predicted model, not a curated record
AUGGGCGGGGUCUUUCAACCACCGUGGUUUGUCGCCGUGAGGCCUAACAAGGUUGAGAUGAAUCUCAGCUCUAUUGUUGCUGGCAUCUCUAUCUGCACAGGCAUUUUCUCUUUCGCAAAAGGCGUCCUCCAAACAAGAUCGAUAUGUGCGAAGAAGAAUAGGCCCAAUGCUUACGUCGUGAUGGUGUGGAUUGAAUGGUCGGUCUGUAUCACUAUGGGCAUCAUAUGUUGGCUAUACCUCUGGGGAACGAUACCACCUUCGUUCCAGUUCUUCUUCCUCCUUGUCACAUUAUGGGUCUUUCAAACCCAGUGCUUGAUACAGAUUAUAAUUAAUCGAAUCGCCCUCUUGGUGCCCGAUCAAACUCAAAUCAUAAGGAUGAAAUGGGGCAUAGGAAUUGUCUUCGGCCUGAUCAAUCUCUCCGUAUACCUUAUUUGGAUCCCCGCACGACUACAGAUAAACGAAACUUACAUUAAAAUAAACGAUAUCUGGGAUCGGAUCGAAAAAGGAAUCUUCUGUAUGAUCGAUGUUGCCCUCAAUGUCUAUUUCAUCUACCUCGUUCGGUCUGGUCUCAUUAGCAAUGGACUCACCAAAUACAUGCCGCUUUUCAUUUUCAACAUUAUUAUGCUUACCUUUUCCCUAUCUUUAGAUAUCAUCUUGAUUGGAGUCAUGUCGCUUGGGCAGAUAUACUUCCAAUUCCAUCCAUUUGUGUACCUGCUCAAGCUCUAUAUCGAGAUGAAUAUUACAGAUCUUAUCGCGAAGAUCGUCCGUGAAGAUAAUCGCGUGUCCUAUGCUUCGAAGACAUUUGCGACAAAGGCGGGUGCUGCCGCUGCGGCGAAAUUUAAUGGCACCGGGACACUAGUUUGCUCGAGUGAAACCAGAUUGGCUACGCCGACAAAUAACACGAGAUACAGCCAGGAGCUACAAGAGAUCAAUAGUCAAGAUGACAACCCAUUCAAGGCCAAUCCGAAUUGUGGUAUUCGGAAGACUGUGGUAACGGAAGUUCAGCACGUCGAGGACCUCGAAAGACAAGCAAGUCGCAUAAAUAAUUGGGACUCUGACUCACCUCGACCUCCACCACCAUGCCUAAGAAGACAUUCAUCUAUACCUUAAUUAUUCCGGAAUUCGCUACAGAUGUUAAUCGAUACCUACCUACCUACUCAUCCAUCUAUUCAAGAAGGUCUUGGGGUUUGUGAAUACAAGAA